CAUGCCACCAAUUAAUAUUAGAUGGCUCUGACAGCAAUAGCAAAUGGCUCUGGCAGCAGCAAUAACAGAGUAGAUGGAUUUGGUGGCAACAGAGCAGAUGCAUCCAACAGCAACAGAGCAGAUGCAUCCAACAGCAACAGAGCAGAUGGCUUCGGCAACAACAGAAGAGUGGAUUUAGCAGUAGGCUUCAGCAGUAGCAGCAGUAGAGCAGAUAGAUCCGGAAACAACAGAGUAGAUGGCUUCAGCAGCAGUAGAGGAGAUGGAUUCAACACAGCAAAGGAGAUGGAUUCGGCAGCAAGCUUUGGUAACAAUAGCAGCAAAGCAGAUGUCUUCAACAACAACAGCAACAUAGCAGAUGGAUCCGGCAACAGCAGAGUAGAUGGCUUCAGCAGUAGUAGAGGAGAUGGAUUCGACAGCAAGCUUCGACAGCAGAGGAAACUGAAGGUGAGAUGGAGGAAUGGGGAUCCCUGCAGGGCGAGGAAAAUUCCCUAUGAAAUUUUGCAAGGAGAAAAUGGUCCUCGUCCUCUCCCCACAGGGAGGAAUAUUCCUCCUUGCCCCAUCCCCAUGGCGGGGAUCCCCGCAGGCCCCUUGGGGAACGAGGAGAAUUGCCAUCCCUAUUUGGCACCUACCACUGCCUAGGAUUCUGCUUUUCAGACACAGACCAUAAAGCUAAAAUAAAAGCAUCCAAACUAC
Rubroshorea leprosula is the source of this 693-nucleotide messenger RNA. NCBI's taxonomy places the organism in Eukaryota, Viridiplantae, Streptophyta, Magnoliopsida, Malvales, Dipterocarpaceae. The record is from the annotation of a GenBank genome assembly.